Molecule: messenger RNA, 976 nt
Organism: Solanum lycopersicum (tomato)
Lineage: Eukaryota; Viridiplantae; Streptophyta; Magnoliopsida; Solanales; Solanaceae
Source: RefSeq, a predicted model, not a curated record
UUACGAAAUUUCCAGAUUACGUAUAGAGUUAACUCCAAUAUUGGAGUAGUAGUUUAUAGAAUGUAGGACCAAUUCUUUAUUUAAAAAGUUUAUUUACUGUUUUUAGUAGCCACGUUGCAUUGAAAUCUCUUUCGUCAAUGCGAUACGCAAUGCCUGAUGCGUAAAAAAAGAAAAAGAAAAAAGAAAAAUAGGGGUGGUGAGACUAUUAAAGUUCGUCAACAACAAUAAUCAAAAUUAAAUGGUGAUAAUGAAGAUGAGUGUUCACCUCUUUGUGUUCCCCAGCUUAGUGGCUUUCUUCUUCUGUCUCUCUCAAGCAAAAUCAAUUACUUCAACUUCAACAAAACCCCUAAUUUACAUCGAAACCAAUCAGAGCACCGCUGCUGCUGCUAGAAGCUGCUCAUACACAUUGACAAUCAAAACAAGCUGUUCUUCACCUAAAUACACCAGAGACAGAGUCAGUAUUGCUUUUGGAGAUUCUUACGGUUUUGAGGUUCACGCGCCAAAGCUAGAUGAUCCGUCGUCGAAGAUAUUCGAAAGCUGUUCUACUGAUACUUUUCAGAUCCGUGGCCCCUGUAUUUAUGAGAUCUGCUACCUAAAUUUGAAGAGAGUUGGAUCGGACGGCUGGAAACCGGAGAGCGUCAAAGUUUACGGUCCAGAUCGUCCUGCUAUUACCUUUAAGUAUGAUAAGUUUCUUCCUAAUGGAGUUUGGUUUGGAUUUGAUCACUGUAAGAAACGCUCUCUCUAGGAAUAUGUUGUGUAUGAAAUUUGCUUUUUGCAGAUUUAAUCCAUGUAUUUAAAUGUGUUGUUUGGAUACAAUGAACAUUUGGUACGAUAGCGUUAAUGGGAGACGAUGGUGAAUGAAGAGGAUAAAGUGCCCUGUACUAAUAUUUUAAAAAUAACUUUGAGUUGUGAAUUAGUUUCAAUAUAGUAAUUAAAUCUGAAUCAAUAAAUUUAUGUCAUAUUCAGUUAUAAAAAA